AUGACUGCAGGUUGUCUCUCCAUCUCGCAGAUCAACUUGCAGCACUGCAAAGCGGCCACGGACCUGCUCCGUUGGCGACUUGCGGUGCAGCACACAGAUAUACAUAAAUACACGAAUAUAGCCCUGAUACAAGAGCCCUGGUUAAUCCAAGGGCAAGUAGGGGCGCUAGAUAUGAAACAAGGCUCCAUCUUCCAUGGAGACCUGGAGACUGGACCAAGGGCAUGCGUGUACGUGAAAAGAGGGCUCGGGGCAACGAAACUGGCAGAAUUCUGCACAAGAGACCAAGCAGCAGUCCUACUCCCAGCGGGGGUGGGAGGUAGCAGGGCGAACCUGGUGGUUUUCUCGACUUACCAGCCCUAUGACUCUGAGGGGCCCCCGCCAACGAGGGAACUCAGAGAGCUGCCGGACUACUGCAAGGUCAACGGGCUGCAACUAGUGAUUUGGUGCGACGCAAAUGCUCACCAUAUCGUCUGGGGCAGCAGCAAUAUAAACAAAAGAGGCGAGGCAUUAUUAGAAUACCUCGCUACCACGGAUCUGGAGAUUCUAAACAGAGGCUCCAGUCCAACGUUUGUCACCUCCCGGCGACAGGAGGUGCUUGACAUCACGCUAGGCUCCGCACAGGCGGCCCAAGCCAUACAAGAUUGGCGUGUGGAAGAUGAGGCUACGCUAUCUGACCACAGGCUAAUCACUUUCAAGUUAAAGAUGAAUGCAGACCUAAGGGCCUCGGAAACAUACAGGAACCCCAGGGCCACCUGCUGGCCUUAA
Messenger RNA from Osmia bicornis bicornis, 765 nucleotides. RefSeq lists its product as uncharacterized. Gene Ontology annotation, molecular function: catalytic activity. The transcript has a single exon. The record is from RefSeq and is a predicted model, not a curated record. Bases 1 to 765 code for a protein of 254 amino acids. Lineage: Eukaryota; Metazoa; Arthropoda; Insecta; Hymenoptera; Megachilidae.